Molecule: messenger RNA, 918 nt
Organism: Gracilinanus agilis (Agile Gracile Mouse Opossum)
Lineage: Eukaryota; Metazoa; Chordata; Mammalia; Didelphimorphia; Didelphidae
Gene: CCDC134
Product: coiled-coil domain containing 134
Exons: 6
Coding region: 151-918 (255 amino acids)
Source: RefSeq, a predicted model, not a curated record
UUCCAGGCGGGAGCGGGAGCCGGAGCCGUGGUUGUGGCGGCAACAGCAGCAGCGGCCGAUCGGACCGCAGCCCCAGCCCGGGGAAGAAUCCCUGCCGCGCCGCGGGGCCCGGGCCGGACGGGCAGGUGGCGGAAGCUCGGGCCCUGGAACAUGGAGCUCGCCACGCUCUGCGCCCUCUUUUCCCUUCUGAUGCUGACCGGCACGGGGGCUUCGGAGCCAGGGAGGCCGAACCCUGAGCCCAGCCUGGAGAUCUACAAGAAGCUGUUUGCGGUGAAGCGCAAGGACCAGCUGAAGGCGCUGAAGAACCUGGUGGAGCUCAAUGACGUCCACCAGCAGUACAAGAUCAUAGACGUCAUGCUGAAGGGCCUCUUCCAGGUGCUAGAGGACUCCCGGGCCGCCCUCCUGGCGUCCGACAUCUUCCCUGAUGGGCCUCUUCCCGAGGACGAGAAGCUGAAGGACGCCUUCUCCCACGUGCUGGAGAACACGGCCUUCUUCGGCGACGUGGCGCUGCGCUUCCCCAAGAUCGUCCAUCACUACUUCGACCGCAACGCCAACUGGAACUACCUCAUCCGCUGGGGCAUCAGCUUCUGCAACCAGAGCGGCGUCUUCGAGCAGGGCAGCCACGCGCAGCUCCUCGGCCUGGCGAGCGGCGAGCUGGGCGCCAUGGAGACCAUGGACACCCUCACGGAGCUGGGAGACGAACUCACUCUAGGGGACAUCGAUGGUGAGUGGCGAGUGCGGCUGCGCGAGGACCCUCGCCGUGCCCCUCCCCCGCACCCCCCUCCCGGAGGCGCCCCACGCCCCCGGAACCACGCCCUCGCGCUGCUCCCCCGGCUCCGGCCCCCACGUGCAGCUGUCAUUCCCCUCCCCCAGAGCUUUCUGUCCCCCCCCCCCACUCAGGAGCGCACCUCUAGUUAG